UCUCUGCACGUUGCAAGAGCACUCCUUUUAAAGCUAUGUUCUAGCGUUUAGAAGGAGGGGGUAAGCUCACAGGUGGUCGCAGUACUCGUUAACAGCUGGGUCUGGUAUAAGGCUCGAGUCCUCAGUUUCUUCGCCGUCUUUCUUCCGGCGCUGCUAUCGACAAACAGAACGAGAAAAAAAACGGAGCGUUUUUCGGGAGAGAAAAGGAGAUUAGAAAGCGAGAAAGAGAGCGAGAGAUGGAGAGAUUGCAGAUCUGGUUCUCCUUUGGAACCCUCACCAUCAUACUAUCGCUCCUCUUCGUCUCCGCUCUUGCCGACGACGUCAUCGUGCUCACCGACGCCAACUUCGAGAAGGAGGUCGGCCAAGAUCGCGGUGCCCUCGUCGAGUUCUACGCCCCUUGGUGUGGGCAUUGUAAGAAGCUUGCUCCUGAAUAUGAAAAGCUCGGUUCAAGUUUUAAGAAGGCUAAAUCCAUUUUGAUAGGAAAGGUGGACUGCGAUGAGCACAAGAGCUUAUGUGGCAAAUACGGGGUUUCAGGAUACCCAACAAUCCAAUGGUUUCCAAAAGGCUCCUUGGAACCAAAAAAGUAUGAAGGCCCACGAACUGCAGAAGCCCUUGUUGAAUUUGUAAAUAAUGAAGGAGGGACCAACAUAAAGGUGGCAACUAUUCCUUUGGUAGUAGUACUGACAUCAGAUAACUUCAACCAGGUUGUCCUUGAUGAAACUAAAGAUGUCCUUGUGGAGUUUUAUGCGCCAUGGUGUGGUCAUUGCAAAAACCUUGCUCCUGUAAAAGUAGCUACUGCUUACAAGUUGGAAGAGGAUGUUGUAAUCGCUAACAUUGAUGCUGACAAAUACAAAGAUUUGGCUGAAAGUGAGUAUGGAGUUAGUGGUUAUCCUACAUUAAAGUUUUUCCCAAAGGGCAACAAAGCUGGUGAAGACUACGAUGGUGGCCGGGACUUGGGUGCCUUUGUUAAAUUCAUCAAUGAGAAGUGUGGCACAAGCCGUGAUGAAAAAGGAAAACUUACUUCGCAGGCUGGUAUUGUAGCAAGCUUAGAUGCUUUGGUGAAGGAAUUUGUCAGUGCUAGUAAUGACAAGCGGAAAGCAAUUGUAUCUCAGAUGGAAGAGGAGGUUGAGAAACUCAAGGGUUCUUCUGCAAGGUUUGGUAAGACCUAUUUGAAGAUUGCAAAAAGCUGCAUUGACAAAGGUUCUGACUAUGCCAAAAAUGAAAUUGAGCGGCUUCAACGCAUGAUGGAUAAGUCAAUCAGCCCUUCCAAGGCAGACGAGUUCAUCAUCAAGAAGAACAUCCUAUCAACUUUUGCUGCUUAGGGGCAUGCAGGCUUCUUUGAUACUUAAAACAUUUUCGAGACAAAUUUUGAGAUUUGCAUCUUUAUAACCAAGUGAGUUAUGUGCAGCAGGGCCUCGUGUUAGACGUUGCAGUUUGCAUAAUCAUAUGCAAUUACCAAUGAUCUCCAUUGCGUUUUGUUUUUAAAUGACUCGAUCUUGACUUACAGAGAUAGGCUUACCAUAAAACAAACAGGGCAGAUCCUUGCAUUUGUGUUGUCUCUAUUUUCUGAAGAGCAGCUUCUUUUGCA
Molecule: messenger RNA, 1588 nt
Organism: Phoenix dactylifera (date palm)
Lineage: Eukaryota; Viridiplantae; Streptophyta; Magnoliopsida; Arecales; Arecaceae
Source: RefSeq, a predicted model, not a curated record